Molecule: messenger RNA, 3005 nt
Organism: Myxocyprinus asiaticus (Chinese sucker)
Lineage: Eukaryota; Metazoa; Chordata; Actinopteri; Cypriniformes; Catostomidae
Gene: slc35a3a
Product: solute carrier family 35 member A3a
Exons: 8
Coding region: 410-1396 (328 amino acids)
Biological process (GO): pyrimidine nucleotide-sugar transmembrane transport
Cellular component (GO): Golgi membrane
Molecular function (GO): UDP-galactose transmembrane transporter activity
Source: RefSeq, a predicted model, not a curated record
AACAAGACACAAGGAAGUACUGCAAGACUGCAGAGAUUCAGAAGAAGGUGCUGUGCACCUUUCUUGACAGUCUAGUUUUAAUUCGUUAUAAAAGAAGUAAUCCGCCAUGACAUCGACACAAAGCAGCUGAUCCCUCGUUAUGGAGACUCGUUCCUCCGGUUCAAUUCAUUAACCAACAGCUGAGCUGCAGUAGCUCUCAGUCUUUAACUGUCAAAAUUAGACACUACUUAACACUAUAAUUCACUGUCUGUUGAUGAACUCAGAUUUAUUUACCUGGUACUUAUCUACAAGGAUGGAUAUUUGAGUUUUUUUUUUUGUUUGUUUGUUUGCUUUCAAAUUCGUAGUUAUAAACUACAGAAACUUCUCUUCCGGAUCUCUGAGAGGCCUGUCUCUGUGAGAGGCUAUUACCAUGGCAUCGGCCAAGCUGAAGUACCUCUCUCUGGGGGUUCUAGUGUUCCAGACCACCUCCCUGGUGCUGACCAUGCGGUACUCGCGUACCCUACAGGGCGAUGGGCCGCGUUACCUGGCAUCCUCUGCUGUGGUGGUGGCCGAACUUCUCAAGAUCCUCACAUGCAUGGGGCUCGUCUUCAAGGAUCACAGUUACAGUGGACGAGCGCUGAGCAGUAUUCUGAGACAGGAGAUUCUUCACAAGCCUAUAGAGACACUGAAGCUGGCUAUUCCUUCUGGAAUCUACACGCUGCAGAAUAACUUGCUCUACGUAGCACUGUCUAAUCUUGAUGCUGCUACAUACCAGGUGACAUACCAAUUGAAGAUCCUGACCACAGCCCUGUUCUCAGUGUCCAUGCUGGGCCGUAGGCUUGGGGUGUACCAGUGGCUGUCUCUACUUAUUCUCAUGGCUGGGGUUGCACUUGUACAGUGGCCAGCGGACUCCCCAUCAGACCCUGAGAAAGAGCAGCUGACUGCAGGUUCACAGUUUGUUGGCCUGGUGGCUGUGUUGGUGGCCUGUUGCUCCAGUGGGUUUGCUGGAGUCUACUUUGAGAAGAUCCUUAAAGAGACCAAACAGAGUGUGUGGGUCCGGAACAUCCAACUAGGCAUGUUUGGCCUGGUGUUUGGGGUCUUCGGAAUGUUGGCCUAUGAUGGUGCCAGAGUCAGAGAACAUGGAAUGUUUCAGGGCUACAACACUAUCACCUGGAUUGUGGUUGCUCUUCAGGCUCUUGGAGGGCUAGUGAUAGCGGCAGUCAUCAAGUAUGCUGACAACAUACUGAAAGGCUUUGCUACAUCACUCUCAAUUAUCCUCUCCACAUUAAUUUCAUAUUUUUGGCUUGAAGACUUUGAGCCUACCAGUGUGUUCUUCCUGGGCACUCUGUUCGUCAUAAUGGCGACAUUUCUCUAUGGUUAUGAGGGCAAGCCGGCACCGAACCCAAGCAGAGCAUGAAAGAAGGGGAUGAAAAAGGGAUUUACAAAGUGAAAGUGGAGCAGAACAAAAGGAUGAAACAAGUGGAAGGACAGAGAAGAGGAGAGGAGGUAUAGAGAGGGGAAAAAUAGAUUGAUACAAGGUUGGGUCAGCAGACUAGGCCACUGCUAUGCUGAGCUAAAGCAAACUGGGUGAGAUGCUUUGGGCCUGAAGGAGAGCCCAAGUAUGCCACUGAGUUUCAGUGAAACUCUCCUUUAGAGUAUGCCCUAAUCAAUGUGUUAUGGAUAAAACCAUUUCCAAUCGUGCCAUAAUCUUUCAGAAGAUUCCGGAAGAAUUGUAACUUUUCUUUUGUUGGACAAUCAGGACUCGAACCUUUCUGAGAAUUGUGGCACAGAGCUCUUAUCCAUUUCGGAGAGUUUGGCUCUUCUCAUUUGUCAUGUAUCGUUUGAUGUAUGUUCAUCUCCAUGGGGUGAUGGCUUUCGGAUCGCCUCAGUGGCUCACAGUAAUUUACCACAUAUGAAACUUGAAUCUCGCAAAAAUGUCAUGUUUUGUGGAAUUUAGAUUACAGAUUUGCUCAUUGCAUCACUGUAUUUUUUGUCAUUAUUCAAACUGCCUAAAGGGAUAUUUCAUAGUUCACCCAAAAAUGUUAAUUCUGUCAUAAUUCACUCCCCUUCAUGUUCCAAACCCUUAUGACGUACUUUCAUCCGUGGUAUUCGAUAGGAGAUAUUAGGCAGAAUGCUAGCCUCAGUCACCAUUCACUUUCAUUGCAUCUUUUUUUCCAUACAAUGAAAGGGAAUGGUAACUAAUGCUGACAUUCUGCCUAAUGUCUCCUUUUGUGUAUCAUGUAGUAAAGAAUGUAAUAUGGGUUUGAAACAACAUGAGGGUGAGUAAAUGAUGACAGAUUUUCAAUUUUUUGGGUAAACUAUCCCUUUAGGCCCUGAAAAGAAGCUUUAAUGUUAUUUUAAUUGACUGGGUUGCUGGGUUAGUUUCCGUGCUGUAGAAAUGAAGGAGAUGAAUAAUGGAACUUUUGUGAAAACCAUGUAAACCUUUGAUGUUAUAACAAUACUGAUAAUAAUGUUAGAUAGCCAAUCAGUUUGUGGAAUUUCUCCACUGUCAUGAUUGCAGAUUAUUUUACGUAUUACCUCUGUCACCAGGCAACCAAGAAUACUUGAGUUACUCUGUUAUAUAUGCAAGGAAGUGCUUUUUUAGCUACUUUGCACUAGGUGUGAAGCUAUAUUAGUCACCGGUGAGGAGUAAUGUUAAAUCAGGUGUUUAUUAUUAUUAUUAUUAUUAUUAUUUUUUAUUUUAUUUUUUUUCAAACAAUAAUGUGUAUUCAAACAAUACACAUUUUCACCAGGGCAGCACCAAACUUAAAUAGGCUUGGCUUUUUCAAAAAUGUGUAAUUAAUGUAAAACAAUGCAUGCAAUCAUUCACAGCUUGAUUUUUAUUUUUUAUUUUUUUAAAAGGCUAAAGGUUUCUUCUGUUCUUACAUACAGUUGGUUCGGCUUUCAAACCCAUGUUUGAAACUUUCAAACCCAUCAGUCAGUAAGCUCUAGUUGCCCCAGUCCUUCAGUUAUUCAGACCACACUGCCAACCUCAAAAUCAAUAAACUUCUACCAUGACCUCUGAA